Messenger RNA from Opisthocomus hoazin, 561 nucleotides. Lineage: Eukaryota; Metazoa; Chordata; Aves; Opisthocomiformes; Opisthocomidae. The record is from RefSeq and is a predicted model, not a curated record.
AUGGAGAACUAUAAGAAGACCAAAAUUGUGGAGAAACCUUGUCCUCUUCCUUUCACCGACCUGCCUCCAGAUAUUAUUGAAAUGAAGGUGAAGGACGGAAGCAAAAUCAGAAAUCUGAUGGGCUAUGCCAUCGGCAGGAUGGAGCUGGACUCGGUGAGGCAGAUUCUUUUCACUGGCUCAGGCAAGGCCGUCAGCAAGACCAUCACCUGUGUGGAAAUCAUGAAACGAAGGCUGAAAGAGCUGCACCAGAUCACCAAAGUGCUCUUCAAACAGAUCGAAGAGAUCUGGGAACCCAUUGUGCCUGAGGCGGGCCUCGAUGCCUUGACGGUGAAGAGGAACAUCCCUGCCAUAUGCGUCCUGCUCAGCAAGGACGCCCUCGACCCUCAGGAGCCGGGAUACCAGGCUCCGGGCUCCUUUGAUGCCUUCUGGAUCGAGACGCUGAAAGCGGAGUCUCAGGGGCAGAUGAAGAGGAGGCAGGGUGGAGGCAGGGGAGCUGGCGGCACCGGGAAGCACCCUCGCUCAGCGGGAGCAGCGCCCGGGGAGUCCUGCGCCAAGUCCUGA